Symbiodinium necroappetens is the source of this 4755-nucleotide messenger RNA. The record is from the annotation of a GenBank genome assembly. Lineage: Eukaryota; Dinophyceae; Suessiales; Symbiodiniaceae.
AUGGAAAGGAGAACGAAUGCCUACAAAGACCCAGAGGAGGUCAAGCGGGCCUUUCGGCAGGCCAAGCUCCUGAAAACGGGUACUGCUUGGAAGAAUGCCCUCUCCAUGCGUAAGAAAGCUCGGAAGGCUUGGGAGGCGAUGAGGCUUGAGAAAGCGAGCAGGGGAGAUUGGGGUUCGCUUCGAUCGUGCCGACCCAAGAAGAAUGCUGGCUGGGAUGUUACCUUUGCUGCCGCUCAGCAGGGUGAUCCCCAUGAAGCUGUGCAUCGCCAUCUUGCUGAGGUCUACCAGGGGGUUCCUCCCGAUGUCAAUGACUUUAAGUUCGAAGGGGAGGUUUGUGCUUUCACCUUGCAGGAGAUGCGUGAGGCCCUUGCUCAGCUCAAGGCACAGAAGGCAGUGGGCUCUGAUUACACCUCUCAGGAGCUAUUGGUUGGGGUUAUGACCGUGCAAGGGGGGAAGAGCAUAUGUGGAUGGGCCUACAAGGUGCAAACAGUUAAGACCGCUUGCUAUGGGCAGCUCGGCACCUUGCUCCCCGUACCUCUGCUCAGUGCGCUGCACCCGGCAGACAGACGGCAGACUUUCUAUUCAGUUGACCUCAACAAAGCAUUUGACUGCGUGGACAGACGACAGCUCCUUCGCAAGCUAGGUGAGCGCAUGGGCCCUUGUGCAGAGAUGGGGUGUUGGGCAGCUCUCAUGUCUGAGGUUACUGGGGUCCUUCAAACUCCAUGGGGGUCGUCGUUGUUGUCGAUGCCCUCGGGGAUCAAACAAGGCGCGGUCGAGAGUCCCUCCAUGUUCGGAUUCCUGGCAGAGACUGCCUUGGAGGAGACCAGGGUUCGACACAAGUGGGCUGAUCAUGCCAAGCUCCUGGAGGGAUUGGACGAGGAAGAGUGCAUAUACAUGGACGAUGGUUGUUUCUGGAGUCGGGGGGUUGCACUCAUGCAGGCGAAGAUUCGGGAGUAUGCGCAACAGCUCCAGAAGUACGGGCUCAGCAUUAACCUUGCCAAAUGCCAGUUGUAUUGUGCACCUCGUUGCUCUGGGGCUCGUCUCAUUCGCUUGGGUGAGGCGGUUUUGGAAGCCUCGCCACACCUCGAAGUGAUGGGCCUGCAGUUCAAGGUCGGGGUCACAACAAUGGAAUUGCUUACACCCCUCGCGACUAAGGCACGAAAUCGCUUCUGGGAGAUUCGGCACAUCCUCUGCUCCAAGGGAGGGCUGAGCAAGAGAAUCAGGACCAUGCAACGUACGGCUGCACAGGCAGGACUAUGGUGCUUGAGUGCUCUACCACCGGAUCCAGGAGGAUUGGGUUACUUGAACUCCGUGCAGAUCCAGCUCAUCGUGUGGAUGAUGAGGAUUGGGGGGCUUUCCGACUUCGAGUUUGGAGGGCUGCUAGGGCAGCUUUGCACAGGGCUGGACAAGAACGAUGGUCUACGGUGUGGUUGCGGAAGUACUGGCGGUACUCGGGGCAUAGGGCUCGUGGGCCGUGAGUUUCCAGUGCUUAGCUCCAUCAUCGACUCCUUCAGAGACAAGCAGUGGUGGGAAACCGAGAAGUUGAAACCGACGGGGCAAGGGGUUCGACAUGUUCGGCAUUUUGCCAAACUUAUGCAGAUGGAAGGCAAGCUCAACCUCGUGGCGGGAGGGCCUUGGAGAUUACUGGCGAGGGACAGGAGGGCCUGGGCUGGUAAAGAGGAUGAAUGGGUUGCCAAGGAGGACCUACCAUGGGCAUCGGGGGCAAGGGGUCAGGGCUGUGAUGCUGUAUGUGACUGCUGCUUGCUCGGCCGGAUUCACAGCGAUUGCAGUAGGGACCUACUCUCGCCUUUGAACCCGCUCAACAUGGGUGUGGUGACUAUGUUCUUUACUUGGUUUCCAUAUGUGGCUGCUUUGUCAGCCUGCCUGUGGGGCCCCCUGAUGGGUGUGUCGUCACAGGCUACUUCCAUACCACUUUGCAGCAUGGCGCUGCUGACUUCGGCAGGUGCCUGGAUGGAUGAUGCUCCCCGCCCACUACCCGUUUCGGUGCACCUUGGUGCUGAUCGGCGGGAGCACCAGGCCCCGAACCAGGUCGAUCGCACGAUUCUGCCAGUGCAGACGGUUGACCGCGAGCACGUUGCCCCUGACCACUUCGAUUACACGAUUCACCCGGGGCAGACGGAGCUGGGAGAAGGCAUCGGUGAACCAGGGGUGCAGUUCGCAGGCAACGCAACGGAGGUGAAUGAAUGGGUUCAGAGUGUGAGGCUCCUCGAGGAUUGGUUCGUAGAAGGCAGGGCAACACAACUCGCACUUGGAAUGCUGGUGGCUGGCAUUCAUGCUCGAGGUUGGGAUGACUAUGUGGCCUGGACAGGUACAUCGGUGCGGUGGUUGUCGCAAUGGGCACCUGGCUUCGAUGGGCUUGCCUGCCCUGAAGUGACGCCUCCAGUCUUCCACAGUUGGGGUUUGGAGGUCGAGCUACAGCUGUGGAGGCAGUAUGCGGAGGGGGCAGAUAGUGAUAGCAGUGGGAGCUCCGCCACGCCGGGUCUCCUGAGUCGGAAGACUGCUGGUGCCCACAGUGAGGCUGAAGAUGCCUGGAGGUGUCUGAGAAAGACACUCGAGAUGCUGCUAGACAAGGGCGACGCGGUGCCAGAGGCCCCUUCUGAGGCCCAAGCUGUGACGAUGUUGGUGACUGAGUGGGUGGACUUUGUUCUACAAGGUUGGUUGCAGAUGGCUGGCGAAAGCAGCUUGGAAAUGGUGGCGCCAUGUACCUUCCAGGGACCUCCGGCGCCCCUACCUGCUGCGGUAGGCUCAGGGUGCAAUGGAUCUCAGAGUGGGAGGCUUUGCUUGGAUACCACCCCGGUGCAGGCGUGGCAGAGGCUGAUGAGGGAGCAUCCCCUCGAAGUCACCCCGCUGGCAACAUUGGCUGGUCCCUCGCCUUUGCCUGAGGGUGGUCUUGGAAGCCUGGGGUCUACGAGUGAGGCCUCCACUGGUGGGGCGACUCCAGGGUCGGUGAUGGUGGCUUCAGUUCGGAGCCCCACUCGCAGCAGAUCGCCGAGGAGAAGUAGGGAAGAUGCAGAGUCUGAUGCUGACGAUGAGCCGGCCUCCCUGUUGACCCUCUACGGCUCCCACUUCCGGUCGCAGGAGGAAGACGAUACUUUGGUGCUCAUGGAUGCAGGGAACGGAAGAGGCGACUACUUCCGACACCGGGUCCGCGAAGCCGAGAAGGAGGUGAACGAGCCUCGGGGUCAGCUGGGCCAAUCCGCUCAGAAGGGAUGGGCAGUGGGCCGCCGAGUGAAAAUGCAGGCGGGCCACGAUGUGGUUGCUGCGGGGCAACCUUUGCUGCCAGAGUAUGUCCAGGCGAUGAUCGUGGAGACGAUCGCGAACUAUGACCUCACGGACAGGUCGGUUAUGACUGCCUCUUUCGUUGCCUUUCUUCGCAUGCUAAUGUCGGAGGUGAUGGUGGCCUUCGAGAGAGGAGUGACAGCUGGGGUCGCUCGUGAAAGAGAUGAGAUUUUGGUGGACGUGGUGGUGGAGGAUGAGCAGCAUGGCGGUGAUGGGACGAGCCUUAUGCAAAGGACCCUGACGGGGCAGUUUCGUGACACCUCGGCUAGUCGAUGGACAAGAACGUUGCAGGGGCUCCAGAAUGACUUGAGUGCUCAGCCGGUGCCGCUGCGCAAUGCCAACAUUGCUGGUCUACUUGCCCGUCUCAGCAGCGCCAUGGACAUCCAAGCUGGGCAUCGUGAACCUCUACUGGCCCUUUUGGUGGGCAUGCAAGAGUGUGACUGCACGGAAGCUGCAGUUGGUGAUGUCGGCUGGCAGGUUUCAUGGUGGGGGCGUGUCUAUACUGCACUGAGGCUCGAAGCACAGGAGCAGGCUGCGCCGAGUGCACCGUCCUCUUCGUUGGAUGCUCCUUCGGCUGAGGACCUCCAGGCUAUGGCCGCCGAUGAGGCUGAGGUCCGAGAGGAGCGACUUCGUGAACAAGAGGCUCGGCAACGGCAAGAAGAAGAACAUGAUAGGGAGGAGGAGGAGUAUUUGAGAACCCAGGCGAACCUGCUUGCAGCUGGACAGCGGAAUGCACGUGGGGAGGAAGAGGGCCCACCUGUUCCUGCAGUGGCAGCUCCCGCACGUCUUUCUGCUCAGGCCCUACGAGCGUGGGAAGACUGGGAGUGGCACAACCUCUUGCAGGAGCCUCCCAAGCAAAGGAGGCGAACGGUACUCACGGUGACGGUGGGUGGCAGCCAGAGCUCUGGAGGACCGUGGUUGAGUCGCACUUUGAGGUUGCCGUGUCCGAGGCCGGCUGCUGGUGUUGGGCUGCGGGUGGAUAUGGCCUUUGAAGAGGAGGUGUGCCCUGACGAUGUCGAGACCCUGGUUUUGCCUGCUGCGACCCGAUUUGCAGACCAUGGUGGACAGGCUGCCUCAUUGGACAUGUCUCAUGGCGCGGCUCCUGGGUCGCCUCCGCCUAUUAGUUCGGCGCCGCCCCUUGCUGACCGUGAGUCGCUACCGACUACAGCUGAGACGCAGAUGUGUGAUGAGCAGGUCGAAGAUGGUGUCGCAGCUGAGGGGACUUUGUCAGAUGUGGCUUGGUCGGACUAUGAAGGGCUCUAUGGGAAGUGGAAGUCUGGGGUCAUUGAUGAUGCUGCGGUGAUCCUUGCAGGUGGUCGUAACUUGCUGGAUUUGAUGCAGACUCAGUAUGUGCUGGACCUGGAAGAUACUCAGGGUGUUCUGGUGACUUCGACCUCUACUACCACCUUGACUGCUCCCAGUUAUGCCUCUACUUUGCCUGAGUUGCUGUACUGA